Molecule: messenger RNA, 948 nt
Organism: Eremomyces bilateralis CBS 781.70
Lineage: Eukaryota; Fungi; Ascomycota; Dothideomycetes; Eremomycetales; Eremomycetaceae
Exons: 1
Coding region: 439-849 (136 amino acids)
Source: RefSeq, a predicted model, not a curated record
AGACUAACAUCACCACAGGGUUUGAUGAAAUUCGUUUAAUCACCUGUUUGUGGCUCUCCCAAUCACCGCGUUCGGAAUAUUUCAAAACAUGUCGCUAACGUGGUCAUCGAAAAUCGUGAACCAGGCGACCGGUAUAUUCUAGGUAGAGAUUAGCAGGCGAUUGUACCAUGAUCCUUCACAUAUGAGUCCUAUGCGGAUGUGUACGGUGAUAAUGUCGGUAAUAAUGUCGUCAAUGACUUUGCCAAUACCAUAUAUAUCGACCACGGAUGCCCAGGGAACACUUGCGUGUGACGACUUCACGAACAACAUCGCUGCAAAUUUAGCCCCUAUACAAGGUACCACCCAACCCUCCCGAGACGUCUACCGACACCGACUAAUCGGAGGUAGAAUACCAGCGAUCGUGAGCAUCUCUCAAUCUCAAGUAUCCCAACCAACAAAAUGCGCGUCACCUGGCUUGCACCCCUCGCCCUGGUCUUCGCCAGUGGCGCCGUCGCCCAGGUGAACACGGACGACGUCGUCGCGUCGUUGACCUCGCUCAUCCAGCCCGAUCAAACGACCGCUGCCCCGGCCGCUGCCUCGAGCGCCGUUGCUCCGGCCGCCGAGUCCUCGGCUGCUCCGGCCGCCGAGUCCUCGGCUGCUCCGGCCGACGAAACCUCAGCGCCGCCUUCCUCAGAGCCGCCCUCAUCAUCGUCGACCUCGUCGACCUCGUCGUCGAGCUCUUCGAGUAGCUCCUCAAGCUCCAGCAGCAUGGAAAGUACUGGGGGCGCGGCUGUCCCGGCGGUGACCCAAGGCGCGCAGUUUGCGGGGGUGAUGGGCGCAGCUGGAAUGGUUGCGAUGGGGCUCAUCUGAGCGUCUGCCAUCGCUUGAAGAGGGGGAUAUGAUGGAUAUUCCAGUCCUCUAGAGGUCAGAGAUAGGUGCGUGGAUAUGUAUGUUACGGAAUGAGGGAUG